AUGAGCGAUGAUAAUAAUGUAGUAUUCAAAGAUUUAUCAGCUGAUGAUGAAGAUCAAGCUCCUCUUGAAAUUGAAUCUUUUUGUUUUAAUUGUCACAAAAAUGAAUUCCUUUUUACAAACAGUAAUAAUGAAAUACAAAGUGGUGAAAAAGUUCAAGAAUUUGGAACGGAAAUAGUUUUAAAAGUUCAAAAUGAAACUGAUUUAAAUAGGCAAGUUGUAAAAAGUGAAUUUGCUCAAAUAGAGAUACCAGAACUUAAUUUAGAAAUACCACCAAAAAGUCAACCUGGAGAAAUAACUACUGUUGAGGGUAUUUUAUUAAGAGUCAAAGAAGGAUUAGAACAAAAUCAAGCUCAAAGGAAAAUUGAACAUCCUGAUGAUGCUAGUAAAAUUGAUGAAUUUAUUGAAAAAUUAGAAAAUUUACGUACUCUUAAAUCAUGUUGGACUUUGAAACUUAAAGAUGUUUCUGGAAAUUGUUAUAUUCAAAAUCCAGAUCCAUUACAUGUUGAUCCUCAUUGUAUAACAUCUCAUUACUAUAGAAAUUUAGCUGAUAGAAAAAUACUUGGUUUUGCAGAUGAUGAUGAUGAGGAAGAUGAUAUAUCAAAAGAUCCAGAUACACAAUGGAAAUCAUUUGAAGAUGUUAAACAAGAAGUAUUACAUUUUCCUUCUAAAUGUCCUAAUUGUAAUAAAAUGAUUGAAACUUUAAUGAAACCUACAGAUAUUCCUUAUUUUCAAACAGUUAUUAUUAUGUCUACAAAGUGUGAUGAUUGUGGUUAUAAAUCUAAUGAAGUAAAAUCAGGUGGUUCAUUUCAAGAGUAUGGAUGUAAAUUAUCUUUAAAAGUUAAAAAUGAAAUUGACUUAGCUAGAGAUGUGUUGAAAAGUGAUACAUGUUCUUUAAAAAUUCCUGAACUUGAUCUCGAAGUUGGUAUGGGUGCUUUGUGUGGACGCUUUACAACUGUUGAAGGUCUUAUUACAGCGACAAAAGAACAAAUUGAAGAACAAGGUCGUUUUUUUAUUGGAGAUAGUGCUGUCGAUGAAGACAAAGGAAAGUUUCAAAGUCUGAUUCAGAAGUUUGAUGAUAUUGUUGCUUUAAAAUUACCUGUAACAAUUAUUCUUGAUGAUCCAGCUGGUAAUAGUUAUAUUCAAAGUGUCACUGCACCACUUGAUGAUCCUCAACUUGAAAAAGUCUUUUAUACUAGAUCAUAUGAACAAAAUGAUGAAUUGGGAUUAAAUGAUAUUAAGACUGAAAAUUAUGAAAAUGAUACUAAUAAUAAGAUGGAUGUAAUUGUUGAAGAAGAAGAAGAAAAAGCAUAG
This is a messenger RNA of Strongyloides ratti, 1311 nucleotides long. Its product is annotated as Zinc finger protein ZPR1. The transcript is spliced from 3 exons. The coding region runs from base 1 to 1311 and encodes 436 amino acids. The record is from RefSeq and is a predicted model, not a curated record. Gene Ontology annotation, cellular component: nucleus; cytoplasm. NCBI's taxonomy places the organism in Eukaryota, Metazoa, Nematoda, Chromadorea, Rhabditida, Strongyloididae. Gene Ontology annotation, molecular function: zinc ion binding.